AUGUUCAUCAGAAGUCUCCUCCAGGCAUCAGCCCUCCUCCCCUUCAUCUCCACAUCAGCACAAACCACAACAGCAUGCAACAACUCGCCCUCAUUAUGUAGCCGCGCCUACAACAACAUCACCCACCUCGGCGCCCACGACUCGCCCUUCGUCCGCGACAAAUCCACAUCCUUCUCCACCUCCGGCAACCAAUACUACAACUCAACCGUCCAGCUCGACGCCGGCGUCCGCCUCCUCUCCGCCCAAGUCCACAAGAACAGCUCCGCCACCGGGGAAGACGAAUGGCACCUCUGCCACAGCACUUGCGACCUCCUCGACAUGGGAUCCCUCACGUCGUGGCUCAAAGAAAUAAAAACCUGGAUGGACGCGGACGCCAACAAAAACGAAGUCGUAACCGUCCUCAUCGUAAACUCAGACGACGCCACAGCCUCAGAUCUCGGCGCCCAAUUCGCCUCCUCAGGCAUAGACGACUACGCCUACACCCCCGCCUCGACCUCCGUGCCCAAAACCUGGCCUACCUUGGAAUCCCUCAUCAGCAACGGCACGCGGUUGAUGACGUUCGUAGCAAGCUUAAAAGAGACGAGCACCCAGUAUCCGUAUUUGAUGGACGAAUUUACCUACGUCUUCGAAAACGACUUCGAGAAUGAAUCGCCUACGAAUUACAUGCACGCCUGA
Molecule: messenger RNA, 675 nt
Organism: Didymosphaeria variabile
Lineage: Eukaryota; Fungi; Ascomycota; Dothideomycetes; Pleosporales; Didymosphaeriaceae
Exons: 1
Coding region: 1-675 (224 amino acids)
Biological process (GO): lipid metabolic process
Molecular function (GO): phosphoric diester hydrolase activity
Source: RefSeq, a predicted model, not a curated record